Molecule: messenger RNA, 1770 nt
Organism: Phodopus roborovskii (desert hamster)
Lineage: Eukaryota; Metazoa; Chordata; Mammalia; Rodentia; Cricetidae
Gene: Cxcl14
Product: C-X-C motif chemokine ligand 14
Exons: 4
Coding region: 134-706 (190 amino acids)
Biological process (GO): antimicrobial humoral immune response mediated by antimicrobial peptide; cell chemotaxis
Cellular component (GO): extracellular region
Molecular function (GO): chemokine activity
Source: RefSeq, a predicted model, not a curated record
UGCGCGCGUGGCUCCGAGUGUGCGCCGCUGUGAUCGCGAAGGGUCUGGAGCGGGCGGCAGGGCGGGCUGGGAGAUCUCCUCCCCCCACCACAUUGAGAAAUCUCAGUGAGUCACCGAGUGGUUCUGCAUAUUAAUGAGCUCGCUCUCGGAGAGGGCAGGAGCGAAUUUAAAAGAGGCCAGGGUGGGCGGAGGGAGGCUGUGGGGAGAUCGCAGCACCCAGCGCCAAGCGCAGCUCAGCAGCGCGACAGACGGCAGGAGCUCCCACCGACGGGCGCAGCUGGAGCAAGCCGGGCAGGGAGGCGUGCUCUACGCCGAGAACCGAGCCGGGCGGCAUCCCCCGGCCGCCGCACGCACAGGCCGGCUCCCUCCUCGCGUCCCUGCUCCCCACUGCGCUGCUCCAGCCAGCAUGAGGCUCCUGGCGGCCGCCCUGCUCCUGCUGCUCCUGGCUCUGUGCGCCUCGCGCGUGGACGGGUCCAAGUGUAAGUGUUCCCGGAAGGGGCCCAAGAUCCGCUACAGCGACGUGAAGAAGCUGGAAAUGAAGCCAAAGUACCCGCACUGCGAGGAGAAGAUGGUCAUCAUCACCACCAAGAGUAUGUCCAGGUACCGGGGCCAGGAGCACUGUCUGCAUCCCAAGCUGCAGAGUACCAAACGUUUCAUCAAAUGGUACAAUGCCUGGAAUGAGAAGCGCAGGGUCUACGAAGAAUAGAGUGACCAAUCUCGGGAAGAAAAACUCCAGGCCAGUUGAGAGACUUCAGCAGAUUAAAAUAAAAGCCCUUUCUUUCUCACAAGCAUAAAACAAAUUAUAUAUUGCUGCGAAGCUCUUUUUACCAGGGUCACUUUUUACAUUUUAUAGCUCUGUGUGAAAGGCUUCCAGAUGUGAGACCCAGCUCUCCUGCACUCCAGACUUCAUUUCCAGUGGCUUUUUGCCGAAAAGGGGGAGGGCGGGGGGGACAACUCAAGCCUUUCCUUUCUAAAAUAAGGGGUUCUGUAUUUGUCCAUAUGUCACUACGCAUCUGAGCUUUAUAAGCGCCUGGAAGGAACACUGCGCUUGGUAGAGGUGUUUCAUUGCUCUAUUACUCUGGUCCAGGCUCUGGAAGCUUCCGCUCAGAGGGCCUGGCGCCUCGGCACAGCUGCCAUGGGCUCUCCUGGGCUUAUGACUGGUCAGGGUCUCCGUGGCCCCGUUGUAGAGCAAUUGGGAGCAGGUCCUUGGACAUCUGUGCCUUGAGGAACUCAGUCUGGUUACCAUGAUAAGCUCCAUCCCCACCCCCACCCCAGUUCAUGAUCCAGCAAGCAAUCCCUAAAGGAGCUGGGUCUUUCUUCCAACCUGAAGGUUUCUGCUGCUUUGGCAGACCAUGUUUCUGAAGCAUGGCAAGUUCCUAGCACUGUGAGGAGACAGCCCAAGGAGGAGACGGAAAGAUUCAGGACUAUAUGCUCGACACAAGCCAGAGCCGAACAUCCCUUUGGCCCCAGGGAAACUUUCAAAGCUUUGUUUCUUUCCCUCACCCCAACAGAAAGCACACACCCCACCCCUCCAGUGCAGAUGCAAACAGCACAGUCCUCUUUGGGAGUUAGGAAUUAGGAUGAUACUGAACCCUUUCCUGUGUACAUACCACCUUCUGUGUGCCCUGCUGCACACCGCCCUUCAGUAGAGGCCGCCCUGUGCGGCUGUUUCUCUGCUAUGUAAAUGCGAGAGCCAUGAGCUGCAUGCCGGGUUCAUGUUCUUUCUAAGAUGAAAAAGAAAGUAAUAAAAUAUAUUUGAAGUUACCAAAA